ACAAGGUUCACUUUAACGGCUUCGGCACCGGUCAACACACCGGCGGGCGCACGCUGGAACGGUAGCGCCAUGAAAAUCAUCAAGGAAAACGCCGCUUUCCUGAGCAACUCCGAGGUGCUCGCACUGCUCAAGGGACUUCAGAGCGACAAGAAGGGCGGCAAGGCUUCGGGGCCCCGUACGGUGCCCAACCUGGCCACUGUGUCGUACGAGACGGUCACAUACCUCGAAGGGACCGCUUGCCUACGUCAGACGCCCGAGCACAUCGAAGACUUCCUGCGACAGAUAUCCGAGCUCCCAAUCAAGCUGACCAAGAUCGAGAAGCUGAACCUCGUCAACCACAGGCCUACCUCGCCGGUCGAAAUACAGCUUCUCAUCGAAGAGAGCGAAGAGCGACUCACCGACGAAGACAUCAACACCAUCCUCGACCUUGUUGAACGCACGCUGCCGCCUCGCGAGGACGAAGAGCCCGUCGACGAAGAAGAAGACGAGGCAGGAGACGAGGAGUCGAUGCAGGAAUGAACACGGGUGUUCGAGACCGUGCUAAUUAGGUGAACAGGAAUCGCUGUGCUCAUUCAUCAUCGAAGGUGCGCCUAUUAACGGACGCAGUGCGGAACGAAUGACGCGCAGGAUACACAACGCGAAGCGCUCGUGUAUACCGUAUUUUACUCGUUCUGUACUGCGGCGGUGAUAACAAAGCGCACCUUUGUAGAGGAACGAACGGUAACGUGUGCGAGUGUGACUUGCUCGCGAAGACCGCGCUGCGAUUAUGAACUUACGCCGCUACUCAAACUACAACCAAGCGCUGUUGCUUUACAAACUGUAAUAACCUGUUACAACGGUUGAUUGAAGGCGUCUUGUGCAUUUUUUGUUUUGUAUGCGCCGAGAAAGAUAUAACUGCGUGAAAUAUUGCAUUCGGCCCGCGUGUCAAACGUGUGAAAUGAUGCAAUUAAAUUUUUUGACUUACAGUG
This is a messenger RNA of Rhipicephalus microplus (southern cattle tick), 968 nucleotides long. RefSeq names its product RNA polymerase III subunit I. Gene Ontology annotation, molecular function: nucleotide binding. NCBI's taxonomy places the organism in Eukaryota, Metazoa, Arthropoda, Arachnida, Ixodida, Ixodidae. Gene Ontology annotation, cellular component: RNA polymerase III complex. The record is from RefSeq and is a predicted model, not a curated record. Gene Ontology annotation, biological process: transcription initiation at RNA polymerase III promoter.